Cyphomyrmex costatus is the source of this 1274-nucleotide messenger RNA. RefSeq names its product intraflagellar transport 46 (gene IFT46). Gene Ontology annotation, biological process: cilium assembly; intraciliary transport. The transcript is spliced from 4 exons. NCBI's taxonomy places the organism in Eukaryota, Metazoa, Arthropoda, Insecta, Hymenoptera, Formicidae. The record is from RefSeq and is a predicted model, not a curated record. The coding region runs from base 212 to 1210 and encodes 332 amino acids. Gene Ontology annotation, cellular component: microtubule organizing center; motile cilium; intraciliary transport particle B.
CAUUAGCAAUUUAUUGCAGUUGUCUGUAUUGCCUGUUAUAAAACGAAAGCCAUCUUUAUCUUUGCGGACAGUGUCUUUCACUUUUGGAUUAGAUAAUUCGUAAUAAAAGCCAUUGAAUAAUUCACUCUCUGGUCUACCUACACUCAUCGUCAUACGGACCCUGAGGGCGAUCGUCGAAGGACGUGCCAAUGGACACUCCUCGGCGCCGACCAUGGAUAUCAAGGACAGUAGCGACGAAGAAGACGAGAGAACACGCGACAUCACAACGUUUAGUAAAUUCGACGAGGCGAUCGUGGUGCGUAAUGCCGAAGAAAUCAAAAGCCCGAUGAGUCGUGGACACUCGAGUUCCAGAAAGACCAGGAAAAGCAUGACAAGCGACAACACGAACACGUUGGCGUCCAACUCACCACGUGGCAACAGGCACGAAUUCAGAAGAUACUCGAGCAAUGAUGUCGGCUUCGAGAAAUCGAUGGAAAUUGGCAGUGAUCCCUCGGAUAGUGAGGAGAGCGACGACGAUGAUAUACAGGGUACCAGCAUUGCGAAGCCGAUCAAUUUGUAUAAUCCUAAGGAAUUCGAGAAUCUAGAGGCAUCGACGGAGGUCAAGGAGUUAUUUCAAAAUAUAAUGAGGUACACGCCACAGAAGAUCGAGCUCAACUACAAGCUGAUACCAUUCGUUCCUGACUACAUACCUGCAGUCGGUGAUAUAGAUGCCUUCAUAAAGGUACCGAGGCCUGACGGAGUCGAGGAUAAAAUUGGCCUAACUGUAUUAGACGAGCCCUGCACUGAUCAAUCGGAUCCGGCAGUGCUGCACUUACAACUACGUAAUCAUUCUAGGAGUGCCGGCGCUGCUGCCAGACAGGCGGUUGUCAAAAGAAUAGAGGAUGCCGAGAGAAACAGCAAGUCGAUUGACAAAUGGAUUGACGAUAUGAAUCAGUUACACAGAAGUAAACAUCCGCCGGGUGUGCAACUAAAUAAUGCAAUGCCAGACAUCGACGGACUGAUGCAGCAGUGGCCGCUGCAGGUGGAAGAAAAACUGAAUGAGCUGCAGUUGGAUCUAUCACAGCUCGAUUGUGAUCUGCCGCAACUGGUCGACGUGGUCUGCAACCUUUUGGACAUUCCCACGCGAGAGGACACUCGACUGGAGGCUCUUCACACGCUGUUUACGUUGUACUUAGAGAUCAGAAAUGUCGACAGCCGGCACUUCAAUUAGCAUUAAGCGCAAUUAUUAUUAAUUAGAUAUUAUAUUUAAAUUGUAAAAAAAUUAAGACAUUACU